Molecule: messenger RNA, 789 nt
Organism: Colletotrichum paranaense
Lineage: Eukaryota; Fungi; Ascomycota; Sordariomycetes; Glomerellales; Glomerellaceae
Product: nucleoside diphosphate kinase
Exons: 7
Coding region: 1-789 (262 amino acids)
Biological process (GO): UTP biosynthetic process; GTP biosynthetic process; CTP biosynthetic process
Molecular function (GO): nucleoside diphosphate kinase activity
Source: RefSeq, a predicted model, not a curated record
AUGGCAGACUCGGGACCCCACCACCACAGCGGCGGCGCGCAGGACAACGACCCCGCCUCGAAGCACAAGAAGCCGCAGCAGAAUAAUGCCAAUGCAAGCUUCCCCGAGUACGCCCGCAGGACAGCAGAGAAGCUGCCCCCACCAACUUUCAUAAUUCUCGCUCUCCUCUUCGGUUUGUACAUAAUUUUUUCCUCGAGCCAACAAAACCAGCGGUCAGCAGCAGACCUUUCUUCUCCUCCCGUCGCCCCUUCCGUUGUCACCACCACAAUCUACCAAGAACAUCAACCAUCUUCAACUCCCAAAGUCGUCGUUGAUACCUCUCCCAAAAUGUCUACCGAGCAGACCUUCAUUGCCAUCAAGCCUGACGGCGUUCAGCGCGGCCUGAUCGGCCCCAUCGUCUCUCGCUUCGAGACCCGUGGCUUCAAGCUCGUCGCCAUCAAGCUCAUGACCCCCGGCAAGGAGCACCUCCAGGCCCACUACGCCGACCUCAAGGACAAGCCCUUCUUCGCUGGUCUCAUUGAGUACAUGAACUCUGGCCCCAUCUGCGCCAUGGUCUGGGAGGGCCGUGACGCCGUCAAGACCGGUCGUGUCCUUCUCGGUGCCACCAACCCCCUUGCCUCCGCCCCCGGCACCAUCCGUGGCGACUACGCCAUCGACGUCGGCCGCAACGUCUGCCACGGCUCCGACUCCGUCGAGAACGCCAAGAAGGAGAUUGCCCUCUGGUUCAAGGAUGGCGAUGUCGUCUCCUACAAGGCUUCCCAGUUCGACUGGAUCUACGAGAAGCCUUAA